CACACCUUCCAAAGGCCAGCCCAUCUUCCCCCGAGGUGCAGAAGACCAUCCACGAGCUAGGCAAGGGUGCCCUCAGAGCAGAGAUCAGAUCUUGUUGAGAAGGACACCGGCGUGCCAUCCAUACCAUUGACCCGGGCUCAGAAGACUGACACCGAGAAUGGCCACCGCGAGCACCUCUGGACAGAGCCCCUUUGGGCUGGGACGCAGGAAGAGGUCCCCAGGGCUCCUGGAUCAGAUCAGCAAGUUCUUCGGAGGGGAUAAGAAGAAAAGGGGCAAGGGUUCGUUGAGAGGUCACCUCUCCUCUUCACCCCAGAGACCUCUGCACUCCUCUACCCGACGCCGUGGUGAUGUGAACCCUGUGCUGCACUUUUUCAGGAGCUUUGUGUCCCCUCCUCGUCCCAAGUCAAGGUGGAGGGAUCUCUUGGGUCUGGCUUCAUCAUCACCUCGUGGCUCAGAGAGCAUCAGAUCCCCGCACAGACGGCGUAGGGACCAGAACACACUCUCCAGAAUCUUCAGCCUGGGAGAAAGCAGAUCUCGCUCUCCCCCCAAACGCUGGAGCACCAUCUUCUGAGCCCACCUCCGACGCGAGAGAGAGCCGGGUGGAGGAGCGAGGAGAGAAGGAUGAGGAGGAGACGGGGAGCGCCGAAGCCGAGUGCGCCCGCCCCACACACUCACAUGUCACUGAGUUUAACCGACUAACACCGGCCACCUCCGCCCGUUAGACAGAGAUGCAAUCCUGGUAUCUGAAAUUAGACGCCUGCAGGGUUCCAAGGGGACCGCGAGAAACACCGCGCAUGCCAAAGUGCUUUUGAGACGUUAGACGGUUAUUCAGAUCUUGUUAGACUUCUUUCUCAUUGUCUUUCACUGUUUCUCCUACUCAUUGAACACAUAUGCUUUUGAAUGAUUAGGAAAAAAAACCUCAGCAGAGUGUGCCAGAGCAGCAUAAAUUAUUGCCUAAAAAUUGAAUCUCUUACGCUCGGUCUGACUCUAGCAGCAGCUAAGAUGGCCAUCCCAUACUUGAUUUGAUCCUGACCGUAAUGCGUUGCUGUUGUCUGCGACGGCACUCUGUCAUUGGCACUUCUGUCCCAUGGUGUCUAGAGUAGUUUCAUCCCUGAAAUGUUGAGCUGUAUCUUUUAAGGCAUCAAAUCUUGCAGUCAGCACUCUGUUUCAUCAAAGCUUGCUUUCACCGUUUCCAUUCUUGGCCUUUUAUUUCUCUGUUAUCAUAUUUGAAGUGUAUUUGCCUUCGACGUGUUACUCAGUGUCUGUGCAGUGAUCUCUAAUCUGUGUAACACAGUGAGGAACCUUCCCCAGAGCAUAGUGUUUUCAUGUGCAGCGUAUUUGUGGAAAUCUGCGUGUUCUUCAUAGUUGUAAAGUGUUGUGAUAUGUACAGUUUGUUUCUUCUAUGUCGACGUGUGCAUAUAAGAUGUUGAGUGGUUUUUUUUAGCUACUUUUGAAGGUUAUUAUCUACUUUAACAGUCAGUAUUGUAUAUUGAUAAUGUGAUAUCAUUUUUGAAAUAUUAUUUGAUUAUUAAACAGGGGGGAAUUAAAUUUACAGUUACAAUAAAUACUAAAGUUGAAGUCUUUUAAGUUCGGAUUGAGAAUGAUUGCCCUUAGAUUGCACUGAUGGAGUAAAAUGCUAACCAUGACCAUUUAUUUUAAUGUCUUAGAAGAAGUAUGCAAAAAUGCUAUAUUGUAAAUGCUUCAUAUAUUUACUGGGAAAAAAAGUAUUUAUUCUUGAUUAAUUAUGAGUGUAUAAUAUAUUCCAAAGAGGAGAGAGGUGGACAUCUGAAACGGCGGGGUUUGACGCUGGGAGCGAAAGUGUGGGAUGGGGACAGAAAGUAGAAAAUGGGUCGGAGAAAGCCGACGUAAGGGAAGCAUGGAAGAGAGACGCAGACUUCACUUAGCCCAUGUGAUGUAUAAGCUAUUGUUUAUAAUGUGUCCUGAUACUGUGUAUUGUUUUGUGUCUUGUAGACCAAUUAUGUGUGUGCUGUUCCUGAUUGAGUGCUGAAUACACAAUAAACGCCAGUUAAACUCCCCUUCAGGGCUGGAUAUAUCCCAAAUGGUGCUAAAGAUUUAUACGGCGGAGAAUAUUUUAGUGGCAAAGUUUCCAGUUUACAAUGUGUAAUACUUUUAACGAUCACACAAUAAGUAACAACAAAUAAAGACUCCUAAAUGUAUUUAUCUA
This is a messenger RNA of Electrophorus electricus (electric eel), 2185 nucleotides long. It is a transcript of the gene mbpa, whose product is annotated as myelin basic protein a. Gene Ontology annotation, molecular function: structural constituent of myelin sheath. The record is from RefSeq and is a predicted model, not a curated record. Lineage: Eukaryota; Metazoa; Chordata; Actinopteri; Gymnotiformes; Gymnotidae.